GCCCUUCUUUCUUUUUCACGUCCCCAAGAGAAGCAGCGAACAAGAUGAAUGACACAGUAACUGUCAGGACCCGAAAGUUUAUGACAAACCGCUUGCUUCAGAGGAAGCAAAUGGUUGUUGAUGUCCUGCAUCCUGGGAAGGCAACAGUCCCUAAGACCGAAAUCAGGGAGAAGCUAGCCAAGAUGUACAAGACCACCCCGGACGUGGUGUUUGUGUUUGGGUUCCGGACACAGUUUGGCGGUGGCAAAACAACAGGGUUCGCCAUGGUCUACGACUCUCUGGACUAUGCCAAGAAGAACGAGCCCAAGCACAGAUUGGCCAGGCACGGUCUGUACGAGAAGAAGAAAUCCUCCAGAAAACAACGCAAGGAACGCAAGAACAGAAUGAAGAAGGUCAGAGGUGUUGCCAAGGCUAACGUUGGCGCCGCUGGGAAGAAGAAGAAAUGACGUUUGUCCCAGUGAGCCUGGAAGUUCAGGGGACGAUUGCAUCCUGCUUCUGAUGUUGUUGUAUAUUGUCUUCAAAUAAAUUGUAAAGAAAUUA
Messenger RNA from Megalops cyprinoides (Indo-Pacific tarpon), 540 nucleotides. It is a transcript of the gene rps24, whose product is annotated as ribosomal protein S24. Lineage: Eukaryota; Metazoa; Chordata; Actinopteri; Elopiformes; Megalopidae. Gene Ontology annotation, molecular function: structural constituent of ribosome. Bases 45 to 446 code for a protein of 133 amino acids. Gene Ontology annotation, biological process: translation. The record is from RefSeq and is a predicted model, not a curated record. Gene Ontology annotation, cellular component: ribosome. The transcript has 7 exons.